Molecule: messenger RNA, 4463 nt
Organism: Pomacea canaliculata
Lineage: Eukaryota; Metazoa; Mollusca; Gastropoda; Architaenioglossa; Ampullariidae
Exons: 6
Coding region: 329-1681 (450 amino acids)
Source: RefSeq, a predicted model, not a curated record
GCGGACCCGGUGUUGGGCAAUCCCGACUUCCAUCAUAGCAAGAUAAAACAUUGAAAACCACUAGAAAAAUAUAUCCUAAAAUUUGUUUGAACUUUGGUAUCGAUGUUUCAAUGAGUGUCCGUCGUAAACUUUAGAUAUAAAAUAAACUGUCUCGUUAUUGCAGUCGUCUGCCACAAGAUUGACAUCUGAUAUUUAAACCACACCCAAACUCUUGAACUCUGCGCGGGAAUCAGUCCGGAUCCACUCAAAUAUCUUCCGGUUUUGCUUAAUGCCAUGGCGACACUCGUUAAGUUCUGAUUACUGAGUUGUCUCAGCACAAAUUUUGAGAAUGGUGGCAAGAAGCAUCUUGUUUCUUCUUCUUCUUACUAGAUGGCAAAUAAUAGGAGUAACAGGUGUGCAAAUCAAAUCUUGCGGUGAAGGAAAUAUGAUAGAAAUAAAGCCCGGAGAGACACGCUCGUUCAGGUGUACCUCAAACACAGGGUACGUGGAGUGGACACUAGUCACCGGCAAGAGCGGAGCUCACCAACGGCUUGCCGUGUGGGAAAACAACUUGCAAACUUAUAACGACUUCGACAAAACAUUUGUUGCAAAAUCUAAAUACGAGCUAGAAAUUAAUGCUGUGAACAACAGAAAGAUACACGAUGAUGUCUCAAUUGUGAACGGAAGUCUGUUGUGCAAAACUGGGAGAGAAACGGCGACCUGCGGACUGAGCUAUGUUGAUGCUGCACAAGGCACUGUAUGCACGGCCAUGGCGACAUCUUGGAAUGUCACGGUAUCCUGCAACAUCAGCAGCGCCUACUCCUCUCGGAGAAUUUACACCUGUCAUCUCAGUAGAAAACACAAUUCAGUGUUCAUACCGCUACAGACCAUCGCCAUGACGACUAGUGUCACCAGCCAGCUAAUAGCAAACAAUGAGUUCAAAGUGUCUGGAAACUGUUUGUUUUAUACACAACUUCCGGCUAUUGAAGGAAAAUAUGACUACUAUGUUGUCACCUCCCCAGGGAGAAGCAAGCAGACGGUGGUAAAUACUGGGGACAGACAAAGUCUGACAGUUAAACGACCAGCCUCGCCAAAUGUCUCAUGUCAUCCUGGUGGUCACGUGUUAGAAAACACAGAAGUCAGCUGUGUGUGUAGGACAACUAGUCUGGGUCAACCACAAGGUUCUUUGAGAUGGAUGGUCGGGUAUGGAGCAAACAUGACAUCAUCGGCCACCACAGAGCUGGGUGAUGAAAACUCAUCUGAGCUCCGUUACAACCGCACCUUGACGAUGAGUGAUCAUGGGAAGACGUGGCUGAGAUGUCAGCUUGUGUGGGGGGCAGAGGAACUUAGAGGAGAUACCUACAUGGCUAGUGUUGGGCGUAAGCCCCGUUCCUUGUCUGACGAUGUCAUCGCGAUGACAAACAUGCAGUUUGAUGUGAUCGCGUUUCCCAAGCCUCACAAUGCCACCUUGAUGUACCUGGGAACCAGUCCAACCACCAACAUACCUCACCCAGACAGCCAACUCUCAAUAAUAUCUUUGGACUGUAAUUCCUAUCCCGACGACUUUGACCGGUUUAACUGCUCUCUAGUAUCCUCUGCAAAUUCCUCUGAGAUGGAAUCAGGCUUCUACAGACUUGUGGUGGUCAACGAAGUUGGUGAAGGAAUCUUGACAGUGCGGAUUGGUGAGCAAAUGAAUGCUUGAGUGCAUGUUCAUUUAAUUAAGUAUAUUCAAUCUAGAGAACGUGACUUAGAUAAUGGGAUAUAAUUUAAAUGAUACCAAAAAAAGUUUACCAAGUGAGACACGAAAACACAAAGUUCAAUCCUCGUGUCUGACUUCAGGACUUUUUAGUCAUGGAGAAAUAAUAUACAAUCAAAAUAUAAUUUGAAAAGGCUCUCUGAAGGGUCUGGAAUUAUAAUGGAAGCAGAUAUAGCUAUAAAAGGAAGCCUAAACCAACUAAAUGUUGUCUGUAUUGAAAAACAUACCAGCACUAACAGACUUUCUUUCUCUCUCUGUCACACACACACACACAAAAGAAAAAAAAAAACCCGCAGAAACAAGCAUGCACAGUCAUGUAUAAAUCCAAGCUUAAUCAACACAAUCACAAACAUCUAGACGAGUAAAAUGACAGAUUAUUAUUAUAAACACCUAAGCAUACAUUUCAUUAAGCGAUAAUUAAAUAUAAUGCACAGUUUAAAACGCAGUCAACCAUUAUAAAAAGACAAACUUAAGAGGAAGCAAACAAACAAGCACAAACAAAUUAAUAUAAAAUGAGACAAGACGCUCAUCAGGACAAAUGGAUAAAAACUGAGAAAUAAAUGCAAAGACAACGCUAGACAGACAUAAUAUAAUAUCUACAAACAUGUUUUAAAAUAUCCGUCGUUACAAGUAACGGUAUUACUGAGGCUCGAGUCGUUCGUUCAAAGUUCGGUAUUACCAAAAGAGCAGGAUGGGGAGUUUACGAAAGGCCAACAUGAUGCAGGAUACACUUAAGUCCGUUAUCAACUCUUGCUGAGAGCACGUGCUUGUAAGCAAGCAAGGCUACGUCACGUGACACAAGCCAGGUCAGGUCAAAGGUAAGUGCUAUGUCUUGAGGGUAUGUCGAGAGGCAGUUUAGGAUGAGUGAGGGGAUGUGUGCAUGUAAGCAGCUGUGUGCUUGUCGCUUCCAUCCUGCUGUGUAAACACAUGCACACAGACUGAGACAACGUUGGCAAUAAGUGUCACAGAAAAAUAAAGAGAAACUGGGAAUGCUUUGAAGAGUGGAUUUAAUAAUGGAUGGAUUUCCUGUCACGUGUCUAUUUUAUUAUUAGCUCCAUGUUUACCAGCAUUGCUAUUUCAUUUCUUUUGAUUAGCAUGUUAAUAAAAAAAAAAGGGGAAGAGUUAGCAUGCUCCUUACUAUAGAAUUUGUAAGAUAUUUGUAGUUAAGGUGAUGGUAGAGGUAGACACUGUGCAGGGCGCGUGAAUUCAGCUAUAGAAAUAUAUGGAAUAGAAGCAGUUGCUGCAACACAAUGUUGUAUUUCGUAGAAAAAAAUUUUGCUGGUUUGUAUGCACUUUCAGUAGCAGUUACAAUAUAUUUCUCCUCUGAAUUACAGGAAGACUGGCACGGGUUCAUGUCAACAUGUGUGGACGCCUUCACAAAGACGAGUUUUGGAUAAUUGUUUUUACCCUUUCUAUUUUGACAUCGCAAUUAUCGAUCUCAUGAUAUGUUAAUAAACAAGCAAUCAAAGCGAAACAGUAUUCUAGAGAAUCUCGACAGACAGACAGACAGACAGACAGACAGACAGACAGACAGACAGACAGACAGACAGACAGACAGACAGACAGACAGACAGACAGACAGACAGACAGGCAAACAUUAGUUUAAAAGAAGUGAGAAUCUUGUAUUCACACAUGUGCAUCCCAUCUCUGCUCAUGCCAACAUUUAAGCGUGUAAAAUAUAUUUAAAAUUGUAACGUUGAGUGUGUAAUAGUUGAAUGUGAAAACUGAGCUACUUUAAGUAACAUCGUCUUUUCCCCAAUUUAUAACUAUUAUUUCUUUAACUAAUAUGUAUAUUAUAUCAAAAAAUAAAACCAAUGUGCAUAUAUUUAUUCUUUGGAACAGAAAUUUUACACACAGUGCAGACAUGGGAUUACCAUUUGUGGUGGUGCCAUCACUCCACAUGGUAUGGGUCGGCAGGUAAGUACAGUAGAUUUUUUCAUUGCAAAGAACUGCGUCUGUUCCACAGCAGUGCUGUCAUUAAAUACAAAUCUUGUUUUGCGUUCUGUUUAUUUUUUCGACUUUGUGAUAUAUAGAUAUUUUGCAAAUUCCCGCGGUGGAAAUUAAAGCUUUUAUGUUUACAGACCAGACUAAAGGUAAUACACAAGCGUUAUAAAAGUUUAGGAUAUGUGGUAAUAACUACUUGAUAUUAAUUUUAGACAACAGUAUACAACUGAAUAGUGUCAAGGGGCUCUCUGUGUAGGACAUCAGCGUGACUUGUUUAGCCAGAAAUUAUUCCCCUGCUCACUCAAAAUCUACUGUGCAGACGGUGCAAGGGAGGUAAGCCCCACAGCUACAGUGAAGAACUCUUCAGGGGAGGUAACGACGUCAUUAAACGAAGGCUUUCUCAUUUCCUGUUCUAAAUAAAUGUUUCAUAUCUAUUGCCUUUUUUUAAUGGGUCUCUUUGCUUUUUGGAAAGGUGUAGACUGUGUGUAAAGUUUGUCUCCUCUUGAAUUUUCUGGCCUAGUGGUGGACAGAGCGAGUGGUUCGCAGGUAUGACCCGUCAGGUCUUUGUGACUGAUAAGGAUAACUAUUUAAUAUUAAUAUGUAAAGUAUACAUUCUACUUACAGGGCAGUUUCUAUGACACUUGGGUAUGAGACACAUGACAACAAGGCAUGGACAGACUUUGAGAGGCUCCAGGCUUGAACUCUUUACAACAAGCGUCGUUGCUAAAUUUAUCUUAUUUUCCGGUCUGGUUACUACCCAAGUCAAGCAACUCAAAAAUUUCCA